CUUCCCAAACAGCAAGUGACAUUCCAGCUGAUGAUGGCGGUUGGUGCCGCUGUGAUUGGCUCCGUGCAGUUUGGCUACAACACUGGAGUCAUUAAUGCACCCCAGAAGAUCAUUGAGAGCUUCUACAAUGACACCUGGUAUGACAGAUACUCUGAAUACAUCCCAAAGGCUUCCCUCACCACACUCUGGUCCAUCUCAGUGGCCAUCUUCUCUGUGGGCGGCAUUUUCGGAUCUUUCUCUGUGGGACUCUUUGUCAACCGUCUGGGAAGGAGGAACUCUAUGCUCAUUGCUAAUAUCCUGGCCUUCUUGGCGGCUGCUUUUAUGGGCUUCUCCAAGAUGGCUUCAUCCUGGGAGAUGCUGAUCAUUGGACGCUUUAUCAUAGGACUAUACUCUGGCCUGUCCACAGGGUUUGUGCCAAUGUAUGUUGGUGAAAUUGCCCCAACCUCACUACGUGGAGCUCUGGGAACUCUGCAUCAGCUGGGUGUGGUUAUUGGCAUUCUGGUUGCACAGAUUUUUGGCAUUGAGUCCAUCAUGGGGACUCCCACCCUGUGGCCUUUACUUCUGGGCUUCACCUUCAUCCCAGCCGUGAUGCAGUGUGCCCUGCUGCCCUUCUGCCCAGAAAGCCCCCGUUAUCUCCUCAUCAACCAAAAUGAGGAGAACAAAGCCAAGAGUGUGCUGAAGAAGCUGCGGGGCACAGAUGAUGUGGGUGCUGACAUGCAGGAGAUGAGGGAGGAGAGCAGACAGAUGAUGAGGGAGAAGAAAGUGACUAUCCUGGAGCUCUUCCGCUCCCCACUCUAUCGUCAACCUCUCCUUGUUGCUGUUAUGCUGCAACUCUCCCAGCAGUUGUCAGGAAUCAACGCAGUUUUCUACUACUCCACUACGAUAUUUGAGAAAGCAGGAGUGUCCAAGCCUGUCUAUGCCACCAUAGGUGCAGGAGUUGUUAACGUGGCCUUCACAGUGGUGUCGCUGUUUGUGGUGGAGCGUGCGGGACGCAGAUCGUUGCAUCUCGUUGGUCUGAUGGGAAUGGCUGUGUCCGCUGUUCUUAUGACCAUCGCCAUGGCGCUGCUGGAUCAACUCAAAUGGAUGUCCUAUGUCAGCAUUGUGGCGAUUUUCAGUUUCGUUGCAUUCUUUGAGAUUGGACCCGGGCCCAUUCCGUGGUUCAUCGUGGCCGAACUCUUCAGUCAAGGACCACGGCCGUCUGCCAUCGCUGUGGCUGGUUUCUCCAACUGGUUGGCCAACUUCAUUGUGGGAAUGUGCUUCCAGUAUGUGGAGCAACUGACGGGCCCGUACGUCUUCAUCAUCUUCACCGUACUGCUGCUCUUCUUCUUCGUCUUCACCUACUUCAAGGUGCCAGAGACCAAGGGCCGGACUUUUGACGAGAUUUCCGCAGGCUUCCGUCAGAACGCUGGGAAGUACGCCACAGAUGAGGCCAAUACCUUGGGGGCUGACUCCCAGCUCUAG
Messenger RNA from Chanos chanos (milkfish), 1461 nucleotides. RefSeq names its product solute carrier family 2 member 1a (gene slc2a1a). The record is from RefSeq and is a predicted model, not a curated record. Lineage: Eukaryota; Metazoa; Chordata; Actinopteri; Gonorynchiformes; Chanidae. Gene Ontology annotation, biological process: response to insulin; dehydroascorbic acid transport. Gene Ontology annotation, molecular function: D-glucose transmembrane transporter activity. Bases 31 to 1461 code for a protein of 476 amino acids. Gene Ontology annotation, cellular component: plasma membrane; apical plasma membrane; basolateral plasma membrane. The transcript has 9 exons.